CGCGGCGGCGGCGCCAUGACGCUCGCUGUGUUCUUCGGGUGCACCUUCAUCGCCUUUGGUCCCGCGUUCGGCCUCUUCCUCUUCACCAUCGCCCGCGACCCGCUACGCAUCAUCAUCCUCAUCGCCGGGGCUUUUUUCUGGCUCGUCUCACUGCUGCUCUCCUCCCUCAUCUGGUUUAUUGCUGUUAAAGCCAGUGACCCCAACGAUGAACCGUUGCAGAAGGGGCUCUUGAUAUUUGGGGUGAUGUUUUCUGUGCUGCUGCAGGAGGCCUUCCGCUUUCUCUACUACAAACUCCUCAGGAAGGCAAUCGAGGGGCUCGUGGCCCUCAGUGAGGAUGGCUGCUCCCCGAUUUCCAUUCAGCAGAUGGCAUACGUGGCUGGGGGGGGGGGGCUCAUGAGCGGUGCCUUCUCCAUGAUCAAUCUCCUGGCAGACGCACUGGGGCCCGGCACUGUGGGGAUCUAUGGAGACUCGCAGCUCUACUUCUUGACCUCGGCCUUUAUGACCAUGGUGCUGACUUUCCUUCACACCUUCUGGGGGAUCAUCUUUUUCCACGGCUGUGAGAACCGACGCUCGUGGGAGAUCGCAGCCGUUGUUGUGAUGCACCUUGCAGUUUCAGCAUCGUCAUUCUGCAACCCCGUGUAUGUGGGCAGCCUGGUGCCCUCCUACGUGCUGAUGGCCGUUGCUGCCACCUGGGCCUACCUGCUGUCAGGGGGAUCUGCACAGAACAUGCGUCGCUUCCUGCUCUGUUUGCCGAGCGGAGCCAGUCCCCAGGCAAGAUCCUGA
Messenger RNA from Tinamus guttatus (white-throated tinamou), 783 nucleotides. Its product is annotated as gamma-secretase subunit Aph-1b-like. Gene Ontology annotation, cellular component: membrane. NCBI's taxonomy places the organism in Eukaryota, Metazoa, Chordata, Aves, Tinamiformes, Tinamidae. Gene Ontology annotation, biological process: protein processing; positive regulation of catalytic activity. The record is from RefSeq and is a predicted model, not a curated record.